This is a messenger RNA of Macrobrachium nipponense, 3420 nucleotides long. Its product is annotated as ectonucleoside triphosphate diphosphohydrolase 3-like. Gene Ontology annotation, molecular function: hydrolase activity. Bases 259 to 2184 code for a protein of 641 amino acids. NCBI's taxonomy places the organism in Eukaryota, Metazoa, Arthropoda, Malacostraca, Decapoda, Palaemonidae. Gene Ontology annotation, cellular component: plasma membrane. The record is from RefSeq and is a predicted model, not a curated record. The transcript is spliced from 13 exons.
UAGCGGCCUUGUGUAUUUUAUUUUGAGUUUUACGCCGCGCAUUUGUUAACAAAAUAACGAUAUUAUUUUUCCUCUAAGUUUCCAAUAAUUUACGAGUUCCUCAGCUGGUGAUGUUUACAUCAGACAUAAAACACUAAACACUUUGCUCUCUAUUUGUCUCCCGAUGGUCUCUUUGCGUUCUUGACAACUGGUGCAUUGUAACCGUCACUGGAGAAAAUUUCAGAAAGAUAUGUUUGAAUAUACUAAUGCAUAAGAAAUAUGCAAGUCGUCGUCAUGAAGGUUACUGUGUGGAGUUCCCUUAGUGGAAAAUUGUCAGGCCAUUUGACUUUGAAUGUUCCUGCAACUCACACCAUAAGGAGACUUCUUGAAAGCUACUGCAAGCAUAAGGGUGUAGCUCCCAACGGCUAUGUGAUACGAAGUAAGGACAAUUUACUUCUGAAUCCAAAUAAGAGCCUCGAAGAAUGCAGCAUUGAUGAUGGAGACAUUCUCACUCUUGGCCUUGGAGAUGAUGAAGAACAAACGUUUGGGUUUGGAAGUUGGUUCAUGGUCACUGUUGUAUCACUGCUUAUCGGUGGAAUUGGGUUAACAUAUACUAUUUGGACAUUCUUAGAACCUUUACCCUCUGUGCAGAAGUAUGGAAUAGUCAUGGAUGCUGGUUCAUCUCAUAGUGAAAUUUAUGUGUUCUCCUGGGAUGGUGCGAAACCCCUAGAUACUGGAGAUGUAACUCUCAAUCACAGAUGUUUUAUGGCAGGUGGUGUGGGCAGCUUUGUUGAAAAUGUUGAUGACUUAAGUAGGUACUUGGAGAAAUGCCUCAAAGAAACCAAAGAAAAUGUUCCACAGCCAUUUCAUAAGGGUACUCCAUUUUAUGUAGAGGCAACUGCAGGAAUGAGGAUCCUAAGGGACUUUGAUCCAGAAGGUGCAAAUCUGGUACUGGCUACCAUCAGAGAAAUACUUAAAACAAUGACCUCGUUCCAAAUCAUCCACAAUAAUAUUGAAAUAAUUGAAGGAUCAGAAGAAGGAGCAAGUGGCUGGACAGCUGUAAAUUACCUUUCUGGGUAUCUUACUAAAGAUAAAAACUCAACAUCAGCUGUCUUAGAUGUUGGCGGGGCAUCUGUGCAGAUAACUCGUGAGGUGAUAGGUAAUGGGACAGGGGCACCUGAGAACCUAACUCUCUAUAGGCAUAAUUACACGGUUCUCAGUCAGUCCUUUUUGUGCUACGGAAUUGGAGAAGCUGAGCAUCGGUAUGGCUAUUUUCUGGCUAAUGACAAUGGAACUUUGAAAAAUGAAGUUUAUAUCGACCCUUGUUUAGCCAAAGGUGUUACACACAACAUAACUACAGAUGAGCUGAAUGGUCCAUGUACUCGUACAGAUGAAUCUAAACCUGUCCUGAUGGGAGCUAGUCAAGUGAAAUGGCGCAAACUUAAGAAAAUCUUUAAAAAUUAUAAAGCGAGUGAAGCAGAACAUAACAGUGAUAUGACCGAAUAUGUGGACAGUGUAAACAAUGAAAUGAAUAGCAAUAAUGAUCCUAAAAUAUCAGACAUCAUAGUUACCAAAGGUUCCAGUAAUCCUCCAUUAUGUAAUGAUAAAAUGAAAAGAUUGUUCGAUUUGAAUUUAUGCAAGGAAACUUUUACCUAUGGUGACUGCUUUAAUUCUGAGUCUGUCCCUCCAGUAUUUGGUGAUUUAGUGGCCUUUUCUGGUUUGUUUGAGCAGCUAAUGAAAGCACUAGGUUUUAAACCAGGAUCAAGUCUAAAGGAGUUUGAAACAGCAGUGUUUGAAGUUUGUUCAUUAAAUGCAGAUGACCUCUACAAAAGAUUUCCAGAUGUAGACCGAGUUUUAGUAGAGGAUCUGUGCUUUGAUGCUAUGUAUAUAUACAACCUGAUGACUGUUGGUCUUGGCAUUGAUAGUUCAGAAUGGAAACUGAUACAGUUUACUGAUGAGAUCAAUAAUACUGCAGUAGAAUGGCCUAUGGGUUUUAUGAUGAAUCGUACAACAGCGUUUCCUGCAGUUAUACCUGUAAAACCUCUGAGUACUCCUGUAUUUAGUCUUCUUUUGAUACUUUUUGGAUCCUUUCUGAUAAGUGGCAUCUUGUUCUGCUGGCACUCCUACAAGAUAAAGCACCAUAGCACUUCUUACCAAAGGGUUAUUGCUGAUCACAUUGACCAAGAACUUCAUAGAUUCAUAUAGCAGCUUACGCUGGUGAUCAUUCAAAUGUGAUAUAUUCUCAGGAAAGGAAGAAAUAUGUGCUUAACUCACAAUGAUUUCCAUACCAUUAUACCUUCCAGAUACAUUAAGUAUUGAAUGUCCAUGACAAAUGCCUAUCAAUACUGUAUUGAAUUCAUUUACUUAUGUUAGUUUUACUAAAAUUUACCUUAGAGUGCCAAAUAGUGUUUAAGAAUAUGAAUAUUUUAUGUGUAAUAUUUUUUUUUACACAUCAGCUUUAUUGUAUCUAAACCCACACUGUACUGUGAAGAUAUUCUACAAAACUUUUCAACCUACAUAAAGCCUCUGAUAACCAGAAGUACUGUAUCAUAUGUACUGUAUUUUGUAGCUAAUACAAUGUAUUUUUAUAUAUGUAGUCCAAUAUUACAGGAUUGGAUGGUAAGUGGUGGCCUACCAUACAAAAAAAAAAUAAUGUAAAUAUUAUCUUUACAUCAAGUUAAUAUACUAUUACACUACACAUACACAAUGUAUGCUUUGCCAGCAUGUAGAAAAUAUAACAAGACCCUCAGAAAAUAGAAAUGCUGGCAAAUGUGGUGGAUCCCCUGAUGCUCCAGAACAACUAAGUAUUUUGGGUACCAAUUAAACACACUAAUAUGUCACUUCUUGUACUGCUGAAAGUUAAAAGUGUGAAAAGUACUUUUGAAUAGAAGAAAACGUAUAAACAGACACAUGCACUAAAUUGUGCGCAAAUAAAUGUUGUUUCUAUUAGAAUCUUGUAUUCACAGUCAGAAUCUUAGGAACCUACACUGGUUGGAUGUGUCUAACUUUAUUUUGAGGUGCAAUAAUUCAUAUCUAUGAGUAUGUAUACUAAUUUCGGAUGGAAGUACAAUGCAUUUUGGAUAAUGACAAGAGCCUAUUAAUGUAACUUAAAGAUCAGGGAAUAGCGUUGUAGUGUAACAAUUCCAAUCCUGUUAUUAAGCUUAUUUAACACAAAUUGUGUAGUGGUUCCAAAAUUGAACAAUUAUUGUUAUAGGUCACGAUUUUUCUUAAAACAAUAUUAUCCCUAUUCUUAAGUACAAUUCUCAUGUAAUGAUUAAUACCUAAUUUUUAGCAUUUUAAUAAUGAUAUUCCAGUCCAGUGUACUUUCAUGUAAGUAAAUAGUAUCUCAUUUAAACAUAAUUUUCCAGUCUAUAACAAUUGGGAAACAGGUUGUAAGAAAUAAUGUAAAAUAAAACCUGUAAAAUACAUGUAAAUCUUUAC